UUUCCGUUACGCCACCAGUUCAAACCAUUUCCCCAAUCGGGACAGCGCGUGGGGAGGCGGUCCGGACCCCCACACAUACCUACACCCCCCUCUGAGAGCAGAGAGACUGCAGCGCCCUGCCUGAGCGGACCAGAGCCACGCUGAUCAGCACACACACUCUCACACACACAGGCGCUCACACAGGUGAAGGGUCUACAGAUCGGGCCACCGAGUAGAGCAGCGAAAGUGAGAAAGAGGGAGCAGCCGAGCAGACUCCACCCAGACCAAGCCAGCGAACCAAGGCGCAGCGGAGAGCAUAAAAAUGAGCGGCUCCCACCCCCGCCUCCACCAGAGCGCCGCGCCCGCUCCCAACGCUCUCUCCUCGGACAAGGACGCAGAAAUGCCCGCCACGGAGAAGGACCUGGCCGAGGAUGCGCCAUGGAAGAAGAUCCAGCAGAACACGUUCACCCGCUGGUGUAACGAGCACCUGAAGUGCGUCAACAAGCGGAUCGGCAACCUGCAGACGGACCUGAGCGACGGGCUGCGGCUCAUCGGACUCCUGGAGGUCCUGUCCCAGAAGAAAAUGUUCCGAAAGUACAACCAGAGGCCCACCUUCCGCCAGAUGCAGCUGGAGAACGUGUCGGUGGCGCUGGAGUUCCUGGACAAGGAGAACAUCAAGCUGGUGUCCAUAGACUCCAAAGCCAUUGUGGAUGGGAACCUGAAGCUGAUUCUGGGUCUGAUCUGGACCCUGAUCCUGCACUACUCCAUCUCCAUGCCGAUGUGGGAUGAAGACGAAGAGGGCGACGACGGCAAGCAGAAGACUCCCAAGCAGAGGCUGCUGGGAUGGAUCCAGAACAAACUCCCCGAGCUUCCCGUCACCAACUUCCACCGGGACUGGCAGACUGGCCGGGCCCUGGGAGCCCUGGUGGACAGCUGUGCUCCAGGUCUGUGCCCUGACUGGGACCAGUGGGAUCAGACUAAACCAGUGGACAACGCCCGUGAGGCCAUGCAGCAAGCUGAUGACUGGCUGGGCAUCCCGCAGGUCAUAACCCCUGAAGAGAUUGUGGACCCCAACGUGGACGAACAUUCAGUCAUGACCUACCUAUCCCAGUUCCCUAAGGCAAAACUGAAGCCUGGGGCUCCUCUCCGACCCAAACUCAACCCCAAGAAAGCCCGCGCCUACGGCCCAGGGAUCGAGCCAGUGGGAAAUGUUGUGAUGAAGAAGGCUCUGUUUACUGUUGAGACCAUCAGUGCAGGGAUGGGAGAGGUGUUGGUUUUUGUAGAGGAUCCUGCAGGACACAGAGAGGAGGCCAAGGUGACCGCCAACAACGACAAGAACCGCACCUACUCUGUUGUCUACGUGCCCAAAGUGACGGGCAUGCACAAGGUGACAGUUUUCUUUGCUGGUCAGCAUAUUUCCAAGAGUCCCUUCGAGGUGGACGUUGGCAUGGCUCAGGGAGACUCCAGCAAGGCCACAGCCCAGGGCCCCGGCCUGGAGCCCGCAGGCAACAUUGCCAACAAGGCUACCUACUUUGACGUCUACACAGCAGGCGCUGGCAUUGGAGAAGUUGAGGUGGAGAUCAUGGAUCCGGCAGGAAAGAAGAACACUGUGCCCUGCACCAUCGAGGACAAGGGCAACAGCAGCUACCGCUGCACCUACAAGCCCACUCAGGAGGGCCAGCACACCAUCUAUAUCACCUUCGCUGGUGGUCAGAUCAGCAAGAGUCCCUUCACAGUCAGUGUGGGAGAAGCAUGCAACCCCAGCCUCUGCAAAGCCAAGGGCCGCGGCCUGCAGCCUAAGGGCCUGAGGGUGAAGGAGACCGCAGACUUUAAGGUUUACACUAAAGGAGCGGGCACCGGAGAGCUUAAAGUCACCAUCAAGGGCCCCAAGGGAAUAGAGGAGCCAUGUAAAAGGAAGGACCUCGGAGACGGUGUGUACGGCUUUGACUACUACCCUACCACUCCUGGAACCUACACCAUCACCAUCACCUGGGGAGGACAGCCGAUUCCCCGCAGUCCCAUUGAGGUUAAGGUUGGUUCUGAGGCCGGCCAGCAGAAGGUGAGGGCCUGGGGCCCCGGGCUGGAGGGAGGUGUUGUUGGCAAAUACGCUGACUUUGUGGUGGAGGCUGUUGGAGACGUUGGUACACUGGGCUUCUCUGUGGAAGGUCCGUCUCAGGCCAAGAUCGAAUGCGACGACAAGGGUGACGGGUCAUGUGACGUGCGCUACUUGCCCACCGAGUCCGGCGAGUAUGCCGUCCACGUGCUGUGCAACAACGAGGACAUCCAGCAUUCGCCCUUCAUGGCUGAGAUCGUCAACCCACCAGGGAAGGACUUCUACCCUGACAAAGUUAAGGCGUAUGGUCCUGGCCUUCAGACCAGCGGGCUGAUGGUUGGGAAGCCCACAGAGUUCACGGUUGACGCCAAACAAGGAGGAAAGGCUCCUCUGAAGAUUGUUGCUCAGGAUGGAGAGGGCAACCCUGUGGAUGUCCAGGUUAAAGACAACGGCAACGGGACAUACACCUGUACUUAUACCCCACGGAAACCCGUGAAGCACACAGUCAUGGUGUCCUGGGGGGGAGUCAACAUCCCUGAGAGUCCAUUCAGGAUGAAUAUCGGAGCUGGCUGUCACCCCAACAAAGUGAAGGUCUCUGGGCCUGGCGUAACAAAGACCGGCCUCAAGGCCUUUGAACCCACAUACUUCACUGUUGACUGCGCAGAGGCUGGUGAAGGUGACAUCAGCAUAGGAAUAAAGUGUGCUCCUGGCGUGGUGGGACCCGCGGAGGCCGAUAUAGACUUUGACAUCAUCAGGAAUGACAACGACACGUUCACUGUUAAAUACACUCCUCCUGGAGCAGGCAGCUACACCAUCAUGGUGCUGUUUGCUGAGCAUGAGAUUCCAACCACACCCAUUAGAGUAAAGGUGGAUCCUUCUCAUGAUGCCAGCAAAGUCAAGGCUGAGGGACCAGGACUCAGUCGCAGUGGAGUUGAAUUGAACAAGCCUACCCACUUCACCGUGAACACCAAAGGAGCCGGAAAGGCCAACCUGGACUGCAGCUUCAGUGGACCGACCAAAGGAGAGGCUGUCAAAGACUUUGAAAUCAUAAACAACCACGACAACACGCACACUGUCAAAUAUACACCUGUGAUGCAGGGUCCUCUGGGAGUUGCUGUGACUUACGGUGGAGAUCAGAUUCCCAAGAGCCCCUUCAACGUUUCUGCAGUUCCUACACUGGACCUGAGCAAGGUCAACGUGACCGGACUAGGAGACAAGAUGACAGUUGGCAAGGACCAGGAAGUGACUGUCAAGUCGAAGGGGGCUGGUGGUCAGGGCAAAGUUGCUGCCAAGGUUACUGGACCUUCAGGAAAACCUGUGACUUGCAAGGUUGAGCCGGGGCUGAGCCCAGAGACCAGUCAGGUGAAGUUCAUCCCCCGUGAGGCAGGGCCGUAUCAGGUGGAACUGACCUACGACGGGGUGCCGAUCCCUGGAUCCCCCUACACUCCCACAGCUUAUCCUUCUGCAGACCCAUCCAAGGUGCGCUGCUCUGGCCCCGGCUUGGAGCGUGCCAAGGUCGGAGAGACUGGGGAGUUUGUGGUGGACUGCACCAACGCCGGUCCAGCUGAGCUCACCAUUGAGAUCAUCUCAGACAGCGGCACUGAGGCAGAGGUUCACAUCCAGGACAACGGAGACGGCACCUACACCAUCACCUACAUCCCCCUCUACCCUGGCUCCUACACACUCACCAUACGCUACGGGGGCCAGGAUGUGCCAAACUUCCCUGCCCGCCUUAACGUGGAGCCGGCGGUGGAUGCCAGUGGAGUGCAUGUGUUUGGACCAGGAGUGGAAGGCAAAGGAGUUUUCUGUGAGGCGACAACGGACUUCACGGUGGAUGCUCGGGCUCUCACGCAGACCGGAGGCGACCACAUCAAAACCCUGAUCAGCAACCCGUCUGGCAGCCGCACAGACGCCCUGAUCACAGACCUCGGAGAUGGAACGUAUACCGUGGAGUACACGCCCUACGAGGAGGGCCCUCACAGUGUGGAGGUGUGCUACGACGGCUCUCAGGUGCCCAACAGCCCGUUCCGCGUCGCCGUCACCGAAGGCUGCGAUCCUGCUCGCGUUCGUGUGCAUGGACCUGGACUGAAAAGUGGCAUCACCAACAAGCCAAACAAGUUCAUGGUGGAAACCCGAGGAGCCGGAACUGGUGGCCUUGGUCUGGCGAUGGAAGGUCCAUCAGAGGCCAAAAUGUCCUGCCUGGAUAAUAAGGAUGGCAGCUGCAGCGUGGAGUACAUUCCUUAUGAGCCUGGCACGUACAACCUGAACGUCACCUAUGGAGGGCAGCCAAUCAAAGGAAGCCCGUUCUCCGUGCCGGUCAGUGACACCGUGGACAGCACCAAGGUGAAGUGUCAGGGUCCUGGUCUGGGCAACAGCGUCAGAGCCAACAUCCCUCAGGCGUUCACAGUGGAUGCCUCCAAAGCUGGGGUGGCGCCUCUGCAGGUCCGCGUGCAAGGACCCAAAGGUGUUGUGGAGCCUGUUGAGGUGGUGGAUAACGGUGACCAGACUCACACUGUCAACUACGUUCCCACCAGAGAAGGACCCUAUUCUAUUAAUGUCUUGUAUGCAGAUGAGGAGAUCCCACGCAGCCCCUACAAGGUGAAGGUCCUGCCUACCCACGAUGCCAGCAAGGUGCGUGCCAGUGGGCCCGGCCUGAACACCACGGGUGUGCCUGCGUCCCUGCCCGUUGAGUUCACCAUCGAUGCCAAAGAUGCAGGCGAGGGACUGCUGGCAGUGCAGAUCACUGACCCAGAGGGGAAGCCUAAAAAGGCGAACAUCCGUGACAACCACGAUGGCACCUACCUGGUGUCGUAUGUGCCAGACAUGACGGGCAGAUACACCAUCCUGAUCAAAUACGGAGGGGAUGAGAUUCCUUAUUCACCGUACCGGAUCAGAGCUCUGCCCACCGGAGAUGCCAGCAAGUGCACCGUCACAGUCUCAAUCGGCGGUCACGGUUUAGGUGCCGGUGUUGGUCCAACUAUUCAGAUCGGUGAACAGACAGUCAUUACAGUUGAUGCCAAGGCUGCUGGGAAAGGCAAGGUGACGUGCAGCGUGCGCACGCCCGAAGGGGCGGAGCUAGACGUGGACGUGGUUGAAAACGAGGAUGGCACGUUUGACAUCUUCUACACUGCGCCCCAGCCUGGAGAGUACGUAAUAUGCGUCCGUUUCGGAGGGGAGCACAUUCCCAACAGUCCGUUCCAAGUCACGGCUCUGGAAGGACCAUCAGACCAGAUCAUGCAGCAGAGACAAAUGCCCCAAUACUACGCUCAACAGCCCUGGGCAACAGACAGACCAGUUGGGAUGAAUGGCCUGGACGUGGCAGGACUUAGACCCUUUGACCUGGUCAUCCCAUUCACCAUUCAGAAGGGAGAGAUAACGGGCGAGGUCCGCAUGCCGUCAGGAAAGGUGGCCAAGCCAGACAUCACGGACAACAAGGACGGCACCGUAACUGUAAAGUACGCCCCCACAGAGGCCGGUCUGCAUGAGAUGGAUAUUAAAUACGACGGCAUCCACAUUCCUGGAAGCCCCCUACAGUUCUUUGUGGACUACAUGAACAGUGGGAAUGCCAGUGCCUAUGGCCCGGGUCUUAUCCAUGGAACCGUUAACAAGCCUGCUGUCUUCACUGUUGACACUAAAGAUGCUGGAGAAGCAGGCGGUCUUUCUCUGGCCAUUGAGGGUCCAUCCAAAGCAGACAUCAGCUGUGUGGACAACCAGGACGGGACCUGCACAGUGUCCUACCUGCCUGUCCUGCCAGGAGACUACAGCAUCCUGGUCAAAUACAAUGACAAGCACAUCCCAGGAAGUCCUUUCACUGCCAAAAUCACUGGGGACGACUCCAUGAGGAUGUCUCACCUGAAGGUGGGUUCAGCUGCUGAUAUCCCUCUGGAUAUCGGAGAGCUGGACCUCAGCCAGCUGACCGCCUCCCUCACCACUCCCUCGGGCCGCGAGGAGCCCUGCCUGCUGAAGAUCCUGCGCAACGGCCACGUUGGCAUCUCAUUUGUGCCUAAAGAAAUUGGCGAGCACCUCGUGAACAUCAAGAAGAACGGCCGCCAUAUUGCAAGCAGCCCCAUCUCCGUGAUGAUCAGCCAGUCGGAGAUCGGCGAUGCCAGCCGCGUGCGUGUGAGUGGGCAGGGCCUGAGUGAAGCGAGGACCUUCGAGCCUGCCGAGUUCAUCAUCGACACUCGUGAUGCGGGAUACGGAGGCCUGAGCCUGUCCAUUGAGGGACCCAGCAAAGUGGAUAUCAACACCGAGGAUCAAGAGGACGGCACCUGCAAGGUCACCUACUGCCCCACCGAACCAGGAAAUUACAUCAUCAACAUCAAAUUUGCUGACCAACAUGUGCCAGGGAGCGCGUUCACAGUCAAGGUGACGGGGGAGGGCAGGAUGAAGGAGAGCAUCACCAGGAAGAAGAGGGCAGCUUCUGUCGCCAACGUCGGCAGCCAGUGUGACCUCAGCCUCAAGAUUCCAGAGAUCAGCAUCGCAGACAUGACGGCCCAGGUGACCAGCCCAUCAGGCCAGGUUCACAAAGCCGAGAUCAUGGAGGGAGAGAACAACACCUACUGCAUCCGCUUCGUCCCCACUGAGACCGGAGUGCACACAGUAUGCGUCAAAUACAACGGCGUGCACGUGCCCGGCAGCCCCUUUCAGUUCACCGUCGGGCCCCUGGGCGAGGGGGGGGCUCACAAGGUCCGCGCCGGGGGGCCGGGCUUGGAGAGGGCAGAGGCCGGAGUACCAGCCGAGUUCAGCAUCUGGACGAGAGAGGCCGGAGCUGGAGGUCUCAGCAUCGCCGUGGAGGGGCCAAGCAAGGCCGAGAUCACCUUCGAGGACCGCAAGGACGGUUCCAGUGGCGUAUCCUACAUUGUGCAGGAGCCUGGCGACUACGAGGUGUCGGUGCGUUUCAAUGACGAGCACAUCCCCGACAGCCCCUUCAUCGUCCCCGUGGCCUCGCCAUCAGACGACGCGCGCCGCCUCACUGUUGCCAGUCUUCAGGAGUCGGGUCUGAAGGUAAACCAACCGGCAUCGUUUGCCGUCAGCCUCAAUGGUGCCAAAGGUGUGAUCGAUGCCAAGGUCCACAGUCCAUCAGGAGCGCUGGAGGAGUGCUGCGUCACUGAGAUUGACCAAGAUAAAUACGCAGUCCGGUUCAUCCCCAGAGAGAACGGUCUCUAUCUGAUCGACGUCAAGUUUAAUGGAAGUCACAUUCCAGGAAGUCCGUUUAAAAUCCGCGUCGGAGAGACGGGCCAGGCUGGCGACCCAGGGAUGGUGUCCGCCUACGGGCCAGGACUGGAGGGAGGCAGCACAGGAACUGCAUGUGAAUUUGUGGUAAACACCAGCACUGCAGGCCCCGGGGCUUUAGCCGUGACCAUUGACGGACCCUCCAAGGUGAAAAUGGAUUGUGUUGAGUGUCCAGAGGGUUACAGAGUGACCUACACCCCAAUGGCCCCUGGAAACUAUCUCAUCUCCAUCAAAUACGGCGGCCCUUACCACAUCGUUGGAAGCCCCUUCAAAGCAAAGAUUACAGGUUCCAAGCUUGUGGCAAGCCACAGCAUGCAUGAGACCUCCUCUGUCAUGGUUGAUCCCGUGACCCGUGCCAUCAGCAGCUCUCAGCAGGCUGCUCCCGCUCAUUCAGAUGCCAGCAAGGUGACGGCUAAAGGCCCGGGUCUGACCAAAGCCUUCGUUGGCCAGAAGAACAACUUCUGUGUGGACUGCAGCAAAGCAGGUCGUAACAUGCUCUUGGUGGGUGUGGAUGGUCCAAAGGUCCCCUGCGAGGAGAUCCUGGUAAAGCAUGUGGGGAACCGCGUGUACAACGUCAGCUACCAGCUGAAGGAGAAGGGAGAGUACAUCCUGGUGGUGAAGUGGGGCGACGAGCACAUCCCCGGCAGCCCCUACCACCUGACUGUCUAAAGACCGCAGCAGCGGCCAGGAGAUUCCAUCACUGUCGGUCCAAUGCAGCUGGUGGUCGUUUACAGUUCCAACAUCUUUCCAUUGUUUCAAAUUAAGAUUCCCUGUGUGGUAACUAUUUAACUCAUGUGAGCCAGAUUGCUUGUUAUUCUUCACUGUAACCCCGUCUAAAGAACAAUGCAGUGAAUCAUUUUGAAAUGGGGAGAAAGCUUCCCCCUUUAAUUACUGUAAACUACCAGCCAGUUGUGCCUUAGAAUAUUUAACACUUUCAGCCAUGAGUUGACAUUAAAUUGGUGCAGAAUGUCAGAGUAUGGUAGUAAUAGGUUUUGGCUCCCAGCUUUAGAUGUAAGGUUACUGUUUACACUGGAGGAGUUCUUGCAUAUGAUAAAUAAUGGAUUUUGGAGCUUCUAGAUGAGCAAUCACAGGAGAAGGCUUUAUAAGUGACCCAUUUUUGGAUUGUUUUUGUCUUUGACCUGUGUCUGUACAAAACUCAGCUUGUUUGUUCCAUGUGUCGGAGUUGCCCAGUAAAAGGUCACCCUCUUUCAGCUUUUGUUAAGAUCAUCUUUAAUCUGCUGCUAGUGUGAUCCAGUUCUACCCACUGCUGUUCUUUACCCAGUCAGGAAAUUGUUACAAAUCAAGGGGUGUGCAAACCGAGGGAAACCCUGUAUUUAGCUUUCUCCAAACACUGCUGCUGGAAGACGUUUUUGUGUGGCUACAUUUGACACCGGCGUACGCUCUGCAUGUCCUUUUUUAGAUUGUAAAACUCUUUCUGAAGCUCUAUUUGUUUAAAGAAGGAAAAAUGACCAUCAGCCUGUGUUGCGGUGUGAAUUGUGCCGCUGUUGAGUGAUUAAUUAACAGGUUAAAAAAGGGAAGUUUUCUAACUUGCGCUGAAAGAGUUUAAAGUAAAAGACGAUGCUGCAGUUCGUCAAGUCAUUAAUGCACGAUGGCCUUUUUUCUUUUCCAGUGUUUUGCAUCUCACUCUCCAUUACACCACAAUUCUUGCUCUGUGCCUUAUCUGUAUUUCAGCAAACAAAUUUGAAAUUUGUCCAAUAUAAAAUGGCUUUUAAAGUGAUUGUAAGACAGUAUUUUGAUACACAAUAAAGUAUUUUUCUCAGUCGAACAGA
This is a messenger RNA of Fundulus heteroclitus (mummichog), 9054 nucleotides long. RefSeq names its product filamin A, alpha (actin binding protein 280) (gene flna). Gene Ontology annotation, biological process: actin cytoskeleton organization. Gene Ontology annotation, molecular function: actin filament binding. Bases 302 to 7933 code for a protein of 2543 amino acids. NCBI's taxonomy places the organism in Eukaryota, Metazoa, Chordata, Actinopteri, Cyprinodontiformes, Fundulidae. The record is from RefSeq and is a predicted model, not a curated record. The transcript is spliced from 49 exons.